CGUUCAACACCUUUCUCUGUGGGUGCCCCACAGGCCUACCCAUCGCUGAAGCCCUUGGCAUCCUGGGUGAAUGACUUGGUGCAGCGAAUUGAAUUCCUCCAGAAAUGGAUCAGCCACGGGAUCCCCUCCGUGUUCUGGAUCAGCGGGUUCUUCUUCCCCCAGGCCUUCCUCACUGGAACACUGCAGAACUUCGCCAGGAAGUCCGUCAUCUCCAUCGACACCAUCUCAUUUAGCUUCAAGGUAAUGAAGGAGCCAGCGAGCGAGCUCACUCGCCAUCCCGACGAAGGCUGCUACAUCCACGGCUUGUUCCUCGAAGGUGCCCGCUGGGACCCCGCUGCAUUUCAGCUAGCGGAGUCACACCCUAAGGAGCUUUACACAGAGAUGGCCGUCAUCUGGCUGCUUCCUGUCCCCAACCGCAAGCCUCCAGCCACCGGCAACUACCUGUGCCCAAUCUAUAAGACUCUUACUCGUGCAGGUAGGUGCCCUAAAGACAGAUCUCCAGAAGCAAGGGCGAUCGUAGGAGUAGCUAGGAAGGGCAGCCCAGGUGGGGCUGCAGGAGUUCUUCCUGCCACACACUGGCAGGGUGCAAGGCACUGUUGGCUGAGACCAUCCAGGGAGAAAAAGAUUUUUCCUGCUGUGGUCAUGGAGACGGAGCAGCCAGGCACCCUGGCUAUGCAGCAGUGCCUCUGGCCAGCCUCUGCUCAAGCCCACACCCAAAAAUACACAAGCCUGUUUCCCCCAGCCCUGCUCAGCCUGUCACCUGGCAUGGGGAUGGGACAGGGGAUCUCACAUGGAGUCACUUUAUACGGGACUCCCCAGUCAGUGUGCAGCAGCCAGGGCUGCAGUACGACCCUCUUGCCCUUGCUUCCCCCAUUACAGGCACGCUGUCAACAACCGGCCACUCCACCAACUACGUGAUUGCUGUGGAGAUCCCUACGGACAAGCCACAGAAGCACUGGAUCAAACGGGGCACAGCCUUGAUCUGUGCCCUGGACUUCUAGCCAGAAAACCCACCCAGCCCAGGAAACCAUCCCAGCUGAGGGCCUGAGCCAGGGCUUCUGCCGUCCUGCACAGAGGCAGGCAGCACGCGCAGGCAGCAGGAGCUAAGCACUGACUGCCAGCAGCUGCUCACCCUCUCCUGCCCUCUGAGCUGUGUUAAUAAAUUGAGCUUGACUCCCCAAGCAUCACAUUCACCUAGUGUUGUUCCAAUCCCCACAAUUACCUCAAGUUUCUAGCACCACAGGAGAA
Molecule: messenger RNA, 1248 nt
Organism: Aquila chrysaetos chrysaetos
Lineage: Eukaryota; Metazoa; Chordata; Aves; Accipitriformes; Accipitridae
Exons: 2
Coding region: 244-918 (224 amino acids)
Biological process (GO): microtubule-based movement
Cellular component (GO): dynein complex
Molecular function (GO): minus-end-directed microtubule motor activity; dynein intermediate chain binding; dynein light intermediate chain binding
Source: RefSeq, a predicted model, not a curated record